AUGGCCUACGUGCAGUCCCUCCAGUCGAAGAUCGGCGCUAUGGAGACCUCGAUCAAGGAGUCCAUCAACGCGACUGUCACCACCGUGGUCGGCACCGCGACCAACCCCAUCUCGCUGGCGCUCAAGGCUGCCCAGGACGGCAUCGACGGGUUGGGCGCCAAGAUCGAGAAGAACGUCCACCUCGCCGUCGGUCAGCAGAUCGACUCCACGAGGAAGCACUUCCAGCAGCAGCUCGACGCGUUCAACAUUCGCGUCGGCGAGGUGGAGGCCAAACAGGAGAAGACCGACAAAGCCAUCGAGCUCAUGGCGGAGCAGAUCAAGGUCUUGCAACGCGAGCUCGCCACGGCCAACCAGCAGCCGAUCAAGCAGCAGUUCAUCGGGCGUGACUUCGACCGCGAGAUCGACGCCAUUAUCAUCAAAAUCCACGCCGACGGCCUCGUCACCCUGGCCAAGGCCACCGAGUCCCUCACCAGGUUCGUGGUGGGCUGCGACAUCCGCGAGACUGACUUCACUGUCACGGGCAACGACACUGCCAAGUUCUUCACCAUCAACUUCACGGGCCUCCCUGGCCCCGCCAGCCGCCGAGUGCAGAAGGUCCUGGACAGCAUGCCCUCGUCCAACGGCACCUGGGUGCGCAUCUACGCCGACGCUGUCUCGGGCCACGGGGCGGUCGAGUUGCGGAUGGGCCCCGACAAGUCGCCGAAGCAGAUCAAGACGGAGAUCGUGGGGAAGCGCCUCCGCCAGGCCAUGGAACGCGAGUUCCCGACCCACGUCUGGCGCGUGGACCGCGCCAAGGCCUGGAUCACAGCAGGCUGGGCCCCCGUCAUCGCGCACAGCGUCCGCCCAGGCAGGGGCGAGCCGACCGUCCUCACGUUCCAGGACACCGGCCUGCCCGCGCUGGGCAUCGACCGCACGGCCCUCAAGAACGCGGCCAGCGUGCUGGCACGCAUCCAGAAGCGUCUCGCCAGCGGGCCGACGCCCUGCCUGGCCGUCGGCACGUGGAACGCCCGCGCUCUCUUGGGCUACCAGGGCAGACGCGUCGUGGAGAAGUCCUCGUACCUCAAGUCCAUGCCGCUGCACAAAAUGGUCUUGGGCAUCCAGGAGGUUCACCAGAACCACGGCCAGUUCCUCGCCUUCAUGCGGAAGAUCGACAGCACCCUUGACAUGCACUCCUCCUUCGCUCCUGUACAUCAUGGCACUAUCAGUGGCGGGGUAGCCACUGUGUUCCCAGCCGGGAUGAACGCCGUGAGCGACCCCAUCUUUCCUGGCCGUGUUCUACGCUCUGUCUUCCGUGCUGGCGACCAAGUGAUGAUCUUCUACAAUAUCCACAACUACGACCUCAGCAACGCCGCCAUCCAGAACAUCACCACGCGCAUCAACAGCGACCUGCAGUGGGCGAGGUCCGACCCGAGCCGCAUCGUCAUGUUCGUCACUGGUGAUUUCAAUUUCUCCGCCGUCGGAAAGCUGAAGCUCCUGGGCCCUGUGGCAAAGGGCAACUCGAACCCAACCGAAACGUCCAAAGCAUCGGCGCGCAAGUGGCACAACGCCCUGAAGCACCUAGUGGAGAUCGACAGCGCCGACACCACGCACUACUGCUCCGAGACGAAGGCCGAGACCACCAUCGACAGAUGUUUCUGCUCGUUCACCCCCACACCGAUGCUGCAGCUGGCUGUUACGUCCUCCACCUUUUCCACGCCUGAAGAUCUUUCACGCCGUCGUGUCAGUGUCCACGCCGCCCUCUUCGUCUCCCUCACGAUGCGCGACGCCAAACCCUCGCCGAACCAGCCGAUCGCCCAGUGCAUUGUCAUGUCCCCCGUCUUCGAAGAGAUUGCCGACAACGUGUUCGCCGCCCCCUCCAUGGACAACCUGUCCCCGCCGACCGAGCUGACUCAGACCACCGACCUUCUUCGACAAAUCGCACGUGAAGCUCGUGACCGUCUUCAUGGAAUGCAACCGAGCAGAGGCGACGUGCUCUUCCAG
Prorocentrum cordatum is the source of this 1980-nucleotide messenger RNA. Lineage: Eukaryota; Dinophyceae; Prorocentrales; Prorocentraceae. The record is from the annotation of a GenBank genome assembly.